Achroia grisella is the source of this 1941-nucleotide messenger RNA. It is a transcript of the gene Fng, whose product is annotated as fringe glycosyltransferase. Gene Ontology annotation, molecular function: O-fucosylpeptide 3-beta-N-acetylglucosaminyltransferase activity. NCBI's taxonomy places the organism in Eukaryota, Metazoa, Arthropoda, Insecta, Lepidoptera, Pyralidae. Gene Ontology annotation, cellular component: membrane. The record is from RefSeq and is a predicted model, not a curated record. Gene Ontology annotation, biological process: regulation of Notch signaling pathway.
CAUUUUUAUUUAGUUUGUAGCCGUUCUUUGACGUUAAACCACUGUGUCGGUUUGGACUAUACUUUGCGCUCUGUUUUUGAAUAGUGUUUCGAUAUAAAUACCAACAGAUGAGUGAUAACGUGUUAAGACUUUCGCAAGCUUAUCAGUGCUCAGUGCCGCCAGGCUCUGGCAUGGGAGGGCGCAGGAUGAUUAAAGCAGCAGCUGUGCUGAUAACAGUAGGAUACUGUAGCCUUUUAGUGUACCAUGGCGGAGUAACUUUCAACUUCCAAGAAAGACCGGGAGCAGUGCAAGUGCCUGACCUUUCUAUUGAACCUGUGACAAAAACAAGUCUUUACAAUAGUGGACAGAAUAAAAACAUUAGUUUAAAUGAUAUUUUUAUUAGUGUUAAGACAACAAAACAUUAUCAGUAUACAAGAUUACCGAUAAUUUUGAAAACAUGGUUUCAAUUAGCGAGGCAACAGACUUGGUUCUUCACAGACACAGAAAAUCGACAGCAUCAAAAUCAAACCAAUGGACACAUGGUAAACACGAACUGCUCGGCGUCGCAUCAACGCAAACACCUCUGCUGCAAAAUGUCGGUGGAGUAUGACCAUUUCCUGGAGAGCGGUAAAAAAUGGUUCUGUCAUUUCGAUGAUGACAACUACGUGAAUGUGCCGCGACUUGUCACCGUGCUGCAGAAAUACAACCAUCAAGAAGACUGGUACCUUGGACGGACAUCCAUAUAUGAGCCUGUGAAGUUGUACAAAAAACCUACAAAUAAGUUAAUGUUCUCGUUUUGGUUCGCCACCGGUGGUGCUGGAUUUUGCAUCAGCAGAAGUUUGGCGCUGAAAAUGUUACCUGUUGCCAGUGGCGGCAGAUUCAUCAGUAUUUGCGAGGGUAUACGGUUACCAGAUGACGUCUCAAUGGGUUUUAUAAUUGAACACCUAAUGAAGAAAAACCUCACUCUGGUGCCGGAGUUCCACUCACACUUGGAGCAGAUGAAGCUAUUGGUACCGGAAACCUUCCGUGACCAGAUCUCAUUCAGUUACGCCAAGGUUAAAGAUGAAUGGAAUGUACUCAACGUGCCUGGAUUCGAUACCAGAUAUGAUCCUACAAGGUUCCUGUCGCUCCACUGUUUUUUAUUCCCUCAAUUCAAAUAUUGUCCAAGAUAGUAUUCGUAAUAAUAAUUCAAAUAUCUUUGAUGUUCUUAAUACUAUAUUAUCAAGACAGAAUUCUAGAAAAGAAAUUCACAAAUUAUUAUUGAAAAUGUACAUAAGUAUAUUGAAUACGAAAAUAGGUAAUUUAAAAAACAAGUUCAACAACAGAAAAUUGGAAUUAGUUUUCUGCAGUACAUCUAUUUUAAGGUACAAGCACUUAUCAUAAUCAGAAAUGCCGACAAUACAUUGUUAUUUAUUUAUAAUUUACGUUUACAUGUUUUGUAAAUUCCAUUUUAUAAUAGUAUUAAAUUAUUCUAAAAUUUAGGACUGUUAUAAAAUGAAUCUCUAAAAUUAUUUUAUUUUCUGUAACAAUUUAUAAAAUUCUAAUCUGUGCAAUAAUUUGAAUUUAGAAAAGAACUUUAAAUUUUAGUACGUACGUUUUUAUUGCACAUCUAUUAUUACUUUACGCUGCAAAAUAACAUUCAUACUCGUAGAUUGAAAAACGUUAUUUUAUUAGAUUGUGAUAUUAAAUUGUAGAUAUUUGAAUAGUUAUUAAAAACAAUAAAAGAAUCACUGUCUACUCUAAAGAGAGAAUGGCGUGAGUGACAAUAAUUAUACUAACAAACCUACAUUUACUAUUAUUAUUUAUGUAAUAUACAUUAACAAUUAUUGUAAUUUUGUAUACAUAGUCGUUAUAUUUAAUUAUCUGUGAUAUUAGUUUUUAACGUAUUAACUAGGUAGAUAUAUUCAACAAUACUAUUGAGAUGUUGUAUUUAAAAUCUGAGUCAAAUGUUAUGACAUUGUU